GGUAAUUCUGGAGCGGUGCUGCGUUGUGGAGUUGAGGAGGAAAGCAGAUGUUUCACUAGUCCUCAAGUUYCAGAGCGGAGAACCUGAUCUGUACCUAGAAGCCUCAUCCAAGCCGGACUGCGAAUCUUGGGCUGUGGCCCUCGGAGAGGCAAACUCAGAAGGUUUGCGGAAUAAAAUUCAGCAGCUCCGGAGGCUAAUCAUGGAAAUCAAAGAGGAGAGAGCAUCAGAGGAAGCGCGCCAGUUUGUCCCUUCAUCUCAGGYGGACAGUCUAGGAGAGCCCCAGUUCACAAGUAUUCAGAAAAUUGCAAAUGAACCAAAGCUGGAGUUCAGUCUUGCAUGCAAGGAUCUAGUGGCUGCUACGCGUGAUCGGAAGCUGAAUACGUUUGUACAAGUCUCAGUGGUGCAUCCCGCCGAGCACGUUCUGACGAGGUAUUCRAGCACUGAAAUCGUGGAGGGAACGAGGGACCCGCUCUUCCUGACUGGUGUGACCUUCCCACCCGAAUACCCCAUCUGUGAGGAGACGAAAAUCAAACUAGCCGUCUACGAUGUCAAAGAUAAAUCUCAAGACACGGUCCGCACCAGUGUCCUGCCCGAUCACAAGGAGCAGAGAGCAGAUGUUGGGAGAAGCUUCCUGGGAUGUGCAACUUUUAGAGUAGGGGACUUGGUAAAGUCAAAGGAGCAACAGUUGACCCUUACCUUGAGGACUUCUGAUGGUGGAAAGACAGUUGGUACCAUUGAAGUCAAUCUUGUGAAGAUGGGGGAGAUAGARGAUGGGGAAGCAGACCAUGUCACAACAGAUGCACAGGAUCAAAAGUUCUUCUGUUUUCUGCCCUUGAAGYCCCGUCCACGUGGAUUUUUAAGUGCAACCUGUGCCCACAAUACUGAAAACCUGGACAGAGAGACAGACAGGCGAGCCAAAGAAGAGUGUGCAUUGGUUCGUGAAUGUACAGCCCCUGAAGGCAUGAGUGGUAAAGACAACUUGCCUUUGCUAAAUGCAGUGUUAAAAAACCCAAUCUGCAAGUUAUACAGAUUCCCUACUUCGGACAACAAGUGGAUGCAGAUCCGAGAGCAAAUGGCAGAGUCAGCGCUGUCUUUCCAUGUCCCCAGAGAACUCAUCAGUCUGCACAUAAAGGAGGACAUGAGAAGGAAUCAGGAACUUAAGGAGCUGGGAGAGCUUGCUCCUCACUGGGACAAUAUGCGUAAAAAUGUUAUUGCUCACUGUGAUCAGAUGAUGAGCUUGUACCAGGAUACUCUUGCAGAGCUCGGAAAGCAUACAGGUUCUUCUUUCAAAUCAAGCUGUAGCAAAGGAGAAAAAACAUUAGAAUUUAUUCCAAUAAAUCUUCACCUGCAACGAAUGCACGUGCAUAGUCCUCGCUUGAAAGAUGCCGUGUACGACGUCGUCACCGUGGGAGCGCCGGCCGCGCACUGCCAGGGAUUUAAGAACGGCGGCCUCCGGAAGCUGCUCACCAAAUUUGAGGCAGAAAGGCGAAAUACCGGGUACCAGUGUAUUUAUUAUUCACCUGAAAACACUGCCAAGGCAAAAGAAGUUCUCAGCAACAUCAAUCAUCUACAGCCUCUCAUAUCAAGCCAUGCAGACCUGCUGCUUAAUUCUGCAAGCCAGCGUUCUCCAGACAGCUUGAAGAGCUCCUUAAAGAUGCUUUCAGAAAAAACAGAGCUAUUCGUGCACGCCUUCAAGGACCAGCUGGUGCGGAGCGCCCUGCUAGCCCUCUACACGGCGCGGCCCGGCUGCGUCCUCAAGAAGCCCCUGGCAGCCCCUGACGGCGCCGAGGAGCGGGGGGACUCGCAGCGGCAGGAGCGCCCGGCCCCGCUGCGGCGACAGGACUCCAUACCCCACCACUCCGAGUACGACGAGGAGGAGUGGGACAGGGUGUGGGCCAACGUGGGCAAGAGUUUAAACUGCGUCAUUGCCAUGGUGGACAGACUGCUUGAAAAAGACAGCAGCAGCAGCAAAGCAGGUGAAAAUGCCCCUUCGCCAGCAGAUCGCCAGAUGCCGCACGAAGGCGGUGACUGGUAUGAACAACUCUACCCCCUUGUGCUUACGCUCAAGGACUGCAUGGCAGAGGUGGUGACCAGGGCGAAGCAGUCCAUGACGUUCGUCCUGCUCCAGGAACUGGCGUGCGGUCUGCCCCAGUGUCUGAUGCUGACCCUAAGGAGAGACAUCGUCUUUAGCCAAGCGCUUGCUGGAUUGGUCUGUGGCUUUAUAAUCAAGCUGCACACAGGUUUACAUGAUCAAGGCUUUUUGCAGCAGCUUCAUACCGUUGGAUUGCUUGUGCAGUAUGAAGGACUCCUCAGUACAUAUAGUGAAGAGGCAGGUAUGCUGGAAGACAUGGCUGUGGGAAUUUCAGAUUUGCAGAAAGUAAUGUUUAAAAUCAUUGAAGCUAAAUCAGAAGAUUUUUUGCCUAUUAUCACGGGAAGACGUGAACAUUAUGUUAUAGAGGUCCAGCUUCCAGCAAAGAUGUUUGAGUUGCUGCCACAAGAGAUCAAAGAGGGGAAGCUGCUUCGCAUGUAUCCAGUGCUCUUCAAUGUUGGAAUCAACGAGCAGCAAACACUUGCAGAGAGGUUUGGAGAUACCACUUUGCAGGAAAACAUUAACCAGGAAAACUUCGAACUUCUGAAAGAAUAUUACAAGCUGUUUACAGAAAAAAUGCCUCCUGAUUGCCUACCACAUUUUCAAGAACAAAAUGACUUAAAGGGAUUACUAGAAAACCUCCAUCAAAAUAUCCAGGCCAAAAAGAGAAAGAAUGUAGAAAUCAUGUGGCUGGCUGCGAUGAUUUGCCGCAAGCUGAAUGGGAUCCGUUUCACGUGCUGUAAAAGUGCCAAAGACAGGACGUCCAUGUCGGUAACGCUCGAGCAGUGCUCCAUCCUGAGGGACGAGCAUCAGCUUCACAAGGACUUCUUCAUUCGGGCGCUGGAUUGCAUGAGAAGCAGACAAACCCAGGGAGCACUGAAUGAAUCGGAUGAUCCCGAAACAGGCUGUCUAACUGAUAACAAGCCAACUUCUCGUCACUUCUAUCCUGUCGCCUUGCUGCUUGUCAGCUCACACUUGCUGGUUGUGUGGCUUAUUUUAAGUCUUGCUUUGCUAUUAGCCAAAUAUCAAUAAACUGCACUUGUGUUCCUUUUCUACAAACAGCAACAAACUCUAGAAAAAGGAAUUAUGCUGUAAUAUUUCUACAUUUUCAGACCCCAAGGAUUCACCUUUAAGAUAGAAAUGUCUGAAAUGUACAAUGCUUUCAUCAUUUUUCUGAACUCUAUUACUAUGCAUUGACUGAAAUUGAUUUGCUCUUUCUGUUCCUGGUAAAGCUUUCCCACUGUAAUUAGCUCAAAGAAAGCCCACUUAAAAUGCUGUCACUGUAUACAAGAUGAUGUAGAAUCCUGAAUGCUUGAACCCUUUUUUUCCCCCCGAGAGUAA
Messenger RNA from Nothoprocta perdicaria, 3430 nucleotides. RefSeq names its product inositol polyphosphate-4-phosphatase type II B (gene INPP4B). Gene Ontology annotation, molecular function: phosphatidylinositol-3,4-bisphosphate 4-phosphatase activity. The transcript is spliced from 25 exons. Gene Ontology annotation, cellular component: cytoplasm. The record is from RefSeq and is a predicted model, not a curated record. NCBI's taxonomy places the organism in Eukaryota, Metazoa, Chordata, Aves, Tinamiformes, Tinamidae. The coding region runs from base 200 to 3121 and encodes 973 amino acids.